CACUCCCAUGCAAACAAAACAAUCUCACGCAAAAAAGCAAACCGAAUUUUUUUUUUUUUUUUUUUAAAUGUAUCUAUAUCAUAUUGCAUGCAAUGCAAAUGCAUUUAUCGCUAGUAUCUGAUUUUUCCACCUGAAUUUCUCUUGUUUCUCCAUUUACCAAAAUCUUCAUUUAUUCCGCCUUCAAAAAAUCAUCUUUUCACAAUCCGAAAAUCUGUGUUUUCCUUGUGCUCUUUUUAUUACAGCCAUCCUACCAUCUUCAGACAUAAACGAAGAAAUUAAAAGAAAUAAAAAAAGAAGAAGAGGAAAACAUAGGAAACAGAGGAGAAAAAUGGGAAGUGAUGAGCAGUUGCUGCGAAGGAGCAACAUCAAACAUCAAAGAAAGAUUUCUGUAGCUUACCCUUUUCGAUAUAUUCUUCAAGAACAAAGAUUUGUGUGUUUGUUGAUCGGAAUCGCGAUCCCCUGUCUCGUUUUCUCCGUUAUAUCUUCAUCUUCACGGCCGCGGAAGGGGCCGAUCUCUAUCUCCGAUGAGUCUACGCGGAUUCUCAGCCAAUUUUCGUAUACUUACGAUGAUCAAAUUAGUCAUUUUAGAGCAGGUGGAAGAGUUCCUUUGGGGUUGAGAGGGAAACGUUUGAGGGUAUUGGUGACGGGUGGGGCCGGUUUCGUAGGGAGCCAUUUGGUGGACCGUUUGGUUGCUCGUGGUGAUAGUGUGAUCGUCGUUGAUAACUUCUUCACGGGGCGAAAGGAGAACCUCCUGCACCAUUUCAGAAAUCCGAGGAUGGAGCUCAUCCGGCAUGAUGUAGUCGAGCCUAUCUUGCUCGAGGUGGAUCAGAUCUACCACUUGGCCUGCCCUGCAUCUCCUGUACAUUACAAGUACAACCCUGUCAAGACAAUCAAGACGAAUGUGAUGGGAACGUUGAACAUGCUCGGGCUGGCUAAGAGGGUUGGAGCGCGUUUUCUGCUGACGAGCACAAGUGAAGUCUAUGGUGACCCGUUGGAGCAUCCACAGUCCGAGGCCUAUUGGGGCAACGUCAAUCCCAUUGGUGUUAGGAGUUGUUACGAUGAGGGAAAGAGAACGGCUGAGACCUUGACCAUGGAUUAUCACAGGGGACUUAAUCUUGAGGUAAGAAUUGCUCGAAUUUUCAAUACUUAUGGACCGCGUAUGUGCAUUGAUGAUGGUCGUGUUGUUAGCAACUUUGUAGCUCAGGCUUUGAGGAAGGAGUCUUUGACAGUAUAUGGAGAUGGAAAGCAAACUAGGAGCUUCCAAUAUGUUUCUGAUCUGGUGGAAGGGUUGAUGAGGCUAAUGGAAGGCGACCACGUGGGGCCCUUCAAUCUGGGGAACCCCGGUGAAUUCACCAUGCUUGAACUAGCUAAGGUAGUGCAAGACACAAUAGAUCCAAAUGCAAAGAUAGAGUUCAGACCAAACACUGAGGAUGAUCCACACAAGAGGAAACCGGACAUCUCGAGGGCGAAGGAGCUCCUCGGAUGGGAGCCGACUGUGUCACUGAGAGACGGGCUUCCUCGUAUGGUCAGUGACUUCAGACAACGCAUCUAUGGCGAUGACAAGGAGAUCCUAGGCGCCUCUAGUGCUUAAAAACUGUUUGUAAGCCAAACUCAUGUUAUGUACUAGCUUGCUCAACAAUAAUAUAUCUUAUGCAGAAACAGAAGGGAGGGAAAGAACACACAAAAAAUUGUGAGAAUGAGGGAUAUAGUUUCAACUAUACUAUAUAUGAAAAUGGUGUUAAUUUCA
Salvia miltiorrhiza (redroot sage) is the source of this 1747-nucleotide messenger RNA. Its product is annotated as UDP-glucuronic acid decarboxylase 2-like. Gene Ontology annotation, biological process: D-xylose metabolic process. The record is from RefSeq and is a predicted model, not a curated record. The transcript has 8 exons. Gene Ontology annotation, cellular component: cytoplasm. NCBI's taxonomy places the organism in Eukaryota, Viridiplantae, Streptophyta, Magnoliopsida, Lamiales, Lamiaceae. Gene Ontology annotation, molecular function: UDP-glucuronate decarboxylase activity; NAD+ binding. The coding region runs from base 329 to 1591 and encodes 420 amino acids.